Messenger RNA from Melampsora larici-populina 98AG31, 1656 nucleotides. RefSeq lists its product as uncharacterized. The coding region runs from base 1 to 1656 and encodes 551 amino acids. Gene Ontology annotation, molecular function: DNA-binding transcription factor activity, RNA polymerase II-specific; DNA helicase activity. The record is from RefSeq and is a predicted model, not a curated record. The transcript is spliced from 5 exons. Gene Ontology annotation, biological process: telomere maintenance; DNA repair. Lineage: Eukaryota; Fungi; Basidiomycota; Pucciniomycetes; Pucciniales; Melampsoraceae.
AUGAAGGACAUGUGGUUUAUCGUCUGGGACAAAGUGGCUAUGCAACAUAAGCAUGCACUGGAGUGCGUCGAUCAAACGAUUAGAGAUUUGACAGGGGUUGAUCUCCCCUUUGGCGGUAAGGUUGUGCUCUUUGCUGGUGACUUCCAACAAACUCUACCAAUAGUCAGGCGAUCAAACUUAAUGACUCAAACUGCGGCAACGUUGAAGGCGUCAUAUCUAUGGAACCAUGUUGAAAAAUUCGCUCUCACUCUCAACAUCCGCCUUGGAGGUGCUAUGGCGCCACCUGUGUCCCUUUCAUUUUGCCUUAUAGUAUCCGAAGGUAGAGAAAGUCCUAGCAUCGGAUACGUUCCGUAUAUGCCCUUAGAUCUAGUGCUAGAUCUCAAUAAAUCCACCACAUAUGAAAAGCUCACCAGAUCCGCACCACCAGCUCACCAGCUCACCAUCCUCACCAUAGAUACACCGGUUCUUCACCAAUUCCUGCCACGCGACACACUAUCACCAAUGCUACCACCACCACCCAUAUCGACUCUCCCCAAUCCUGAUCCAAACGUGACAGAACCUUUCGACCAUCGCAAACAACUUGACAACUUCGUCAAAGAAUUUGCCCCACAUCAAGGGUACGGCAUCAUCAUCGGUCACUCUGGACGUGAUCCCCAUCUUUACUGCAAAUACGAAUGCCAUCGUGGUGGAAAACCCGCCAAGCGAAAGGGCCAAACUGAUGCUACCGAGUGUGAUCCACCCAAGAAGACCAGAUCAAUCAAGAUCGGAUGCCCCUUCAAGAUGAAAGCUACUUUCCACAGAGAACGACGCACCUGGACUCUCCAUCACGAGAACACAUAUCACAAUCAUGGGCCAAUGGAAAUGGAAAUUCUAGACAUCACACCUAGCAUUGCACCAACCUCUCUUCCAAAGAAUGAACAACCACUUUCUCUAGAAUCGAGUCACGAACCAAAGAAUGUACCUUUAGAGCCUAGUGUUCAAUCAAAACUGCUAUUGAUCAACAAUCGCAUCCUAUCAAUGACAGCCUGCCAACAAGAGGAGAUUGUUCAAUCAAUCCACCAACUACUCGAUGCGGUAUGUAAUGUACCUGAAGAUAAGAUAUCAACCACUAUUAAUGACCCUCAUACAGAAGCUGCUUUACAAAUUCUAGACGAAAUGGAACACUUCCAGGACCUCAUUCAACUUCGAUCUCCUUUGCAUGAUGAAGAUAACGAUAUCAGCAUCACAUAUCACCUUGAAGAAGAAAAAUCACCUACUAGGCCCAACAGAAUCAAUAUUGAUGCUCUCAACAUCACACUUACCAACAAUCAGCCACUUAUGAACGACCAGCCAUCCUUGAAUUCAAUAGACUCUUUUAUAUAUGAAGAUCUCCUUCAGACUACAUCUCUACAACCAGGUGCCCAGACCAAUUGUCAGGAUCUCGAUGUAACAUGUGACAUUGAUGUUAAUGCUGUUGCCAAAGAACACGAAUCUUCAAGCCAUGAAAAUGCGACAAAUAUCAACCAGGAGGCCCAUGUCUCCACCACACUACCUCUACCUACCCCAUCGAUUAACAAUGAACCACAUCCACUCCGCCCUGUUGAAAAGUCAUCGCAUGUUCCUAUCCCAUCCACUAGAUCCACUAUCAAGAACAAUGCAAGUGUAUCACCCUGUUGA